Pseudozyma hubeiensis SY62 is the source of this 4110-nucleotide messenger RNA. RefSeq names its product transcription factor. Gene Ontology annotation, molecular function: zinc ion binding; RNA polymerase II cis-regulatory region sequence-specific DNA binding; DNA-binding transcription factor activity, RNA polymerase II-specific. Bases 1 to 4110 code for a protein of 1369 amino acids. Gene Ontology annotation, biological process: negative regulation of transcription by RNA polymerase II; positive regulation of transcription by RNA polymerase II. The record is from RefSeq and is a predicted model, not a curated record. The transcript has a single exon. Lineage: Eukaryota; Fungi; Basidiomycota; Ustilaginomycetes; Ustilaginales; Ustilaginaceae.
AUGCUUCGGCCCUUCCCUCACCUCCCUGGCACCCCACCCCAUUCCGGCAACACAACGCCGCUUACAGAGGAAAGCCAUUCCUUGAACAAAAACCAUUUCGGCAUCGACGCUUGGUCUGACAACCGAAACCCAGCCACAGAUCAGAUAUCGGAUACAACCGUGACUACCAAUCAACAUUCUCCGUCGUCGCAGCAUCGCACCAUCGCUCAAAGUCUUCAGCAGAUAGGCAACGGCAGCAUUCGGUCCGCUGCGCCCCUCUCCUACUACGACCCGGGUGAGAGCAAACCUCCGACUCCUCCCGGGGCUGAAGCGCAGCAUACUCCUUCCAUCGGCGAUAGCCGCAUCGCCAUUGCAGGCCCCAUGUCGCAAGGUCCGCCGUCAAUGUCGCUGCUCUCGCAAGCUAUGCAGCAGCAUCUCGCGCGUCAGCAGAUGGACGCAAUCCCGGGCGCUGAUCACCAGGCGUCACAAAGCGCAGCUCACACACCCAGCGGGUCGGCACUGCCAUCGCCGGCAUUCCCCGGUCCGGGCUCGCCAUUCGCUUUCAAUGGACAACAUGGCCCUGAUGGCGGCAUGAGAGCACCUAUGCCGCAGCAGAAUAGCUUUGGAGCCGCCGUCUCUCAAAUGCCCCCACCGUUCGGAUCCUAUGUGAGCCAAGGCCACAAUCGCCGUCCAAGUGGAUACGCAACCAACCCGCAUUCUGCUGCACCCAGCGCUGGCCCAUCCCGGUCCUCUUCGCCCACACGAGGUCCGCAUCCCAUCAGUAAUCCUCCAAUCGACGCAUCAUCCCAUCCUAUUGGCAUGCCACACAACUCGCAUAGCCUCGCCCAGAAUCAAUUCCCGAAUCAGGGUGCAAUGGCCCCAGAUUACAGCUCUACCUUUGGAUCUCAGCGCACCGUCAAUGGAUUUAUUCCAUCUUCCCAUGGUGCUGUCGCUCCAGGCAUGUCCACGACCCCUGGUUCGUGGACCAACCAGGCGGGUAUGGGGUUUGCACCAACGCAGCAGAAUUCGUUUCUUGCUCAGCAGAAUUCGAUGGUCCCUUCGGUAGGAUUUCAAUCGGCCGUUCAUGGGCAGUCUCAGCAGCAGCAGCAGCAGCAACCUCUGCUGCACCUGUCCCAGCCACCGUCACAAUUCAGUAGCUACCGAGGUGCACCGGACGCGCUGCUUUCGCCUGAAACGGCCUCAACCGACUUUGGCGGCUUCUUUCCCGCUCCAAAUACCUCAACACAGGGGGCCCCAACGCAGACGUCUGGCGGAAUCAGCCGUCAGUCGACAGCGGGGACGCGAUCAAGGCAGAGCACCGGCUUCACCGACGAACUCAGCAGCAUGGCAGCAGCGGUCCCUGGCAAUCUCAACUUGAGUCGGCGGGGGUCUGCCGGAGCCGAGGACGCUGAGGAGGACGAAAGCUUGGACCCGGAGGAAAUGUCCAAGAAAGACCCGCUUGCUACGCAGGUCUGGAAAAUGUACGCCAAGCAACGAUCGCAGCUCCCCAAUGGUGCACGUAUGGAGAACAUCACAUGGAGGAUGAUGGCAAUGACACUGCGCAAGAAGGAACAGGAGGCCGCUGAGGCCAGGCUUGCGUCGGGGGCACAGUCCAACGCAAGUCAAAGCCAGGUCUCCAGCGCCCGUCACUCGCCAACGCUCUCGACAAAGUCGGGUCCAGGCUCUCGAAGGAGCAGCGGAUCCUUCCCAGGCGAAGCCUUUGCAGGGGGAUUCACAGCCAUCCAGGCAAGUGCAACGGGUCCCACCGACCAGCAUUCGCGCACCAGCAGCAAUGCCGCAAAGGGCAAGACGCGAUUCGCGGAAGUGAUCCAACAGGAAGAGGAGGAGCGUGGUAGGCGGGGCCGCAGCCCCAGAACGCCAGAGAGCACUGCACCACCCGCAGGGGCCGUCGACAUCGUGGAUUGGAGGAUGAAGAGCAAGAGCCGUUCGCGCUCGCGCUCUGUCAGUGCCAUGGAUGUGGACUGGCGGGGAGUCAGCCGAUCGCGCUCUCGUGCGCCCGUACGUCUGGAUACGAUCCAGGACGAAGGCACACCGGACGGAAACAACAUGUUCAGCCGAUCUGCUCCCAACGCAAACGCUACAUCCGCCUUCAACUUUGCUGACCUCGCAGCAUUCGACGACAGUGAUGCUUUCGGCGCGUUCGACAGCGCACUUGAUACAGACGACUUUGCCGAUCUGCUCAAGUCCAAUGAAAGUCUGCAAGCGCCCGGCAGUAUGGCGCCCGGUACUGCUGGCAACUUUGCGGUAGGAUCCUCCGGCCCUGGAAGCUCCAAGAGGACCGCCAGCGCCGUACGAAAGGCUCAGAUACAGACCGCUUUCCAUAACGCCGCUCACACUGACUUGUUUGGCGCGGAUCUCGAUGCUUGGUACGAAGCAGAAGCGUCGUCGAAAGCGGCCGAUGGAAAGAAGUCGAGCCUCGACAUGGCUUCCAUUGGAGCGGCCAACAGCUUUGGUGCUCCCUUCUCGACCCUAGACAGCAUCCCCGGCAUUGGCGACUUUGUCGGUAUCGCCGCUAAUCAACACCCUGAAUACGGUUUCCUGCCUCGAUUGGUGCGAAAGACAAGUUUCGACCACAAAGUCAAGGAGAGGAGUAUUUCGCGCGGCCCCCGCCGUGACCAGUUGGCCGCAGAGGCGAUGAACAACCGCAAACGUCCAUUCCGAGACGACCUCUCGCCCGUCAGACCGGCCCUACAGAUGCCCAUCACCAUGGACCAGCGCGUCGCCGCGGGACUCUCGCGCAAUAUAGCUGCGCUUGGUGGACGCGGGGCAGGUCCAUCUCAGCUUUCAAAUCUGCCAAUGUCUUCGUUCGACUUCGCGGUCCCGCUCCCUGGAACUGUCAAUCAUCAGCAGAUGCCUUUCGGCGCAGGCGGUCCGAUGUCAGGUCCCAACCAGCGCGGACAGACAGGCGCGACCGAUUUCGAUAGCCUGCUCGAAACGCUGACAUCGCAAGCUGGUACUCCGCUCGCCAGCCCUGCGGCAAAUCUGAUGGCAGGCGCCAGCGCUUCGCCUCAAGGAGGACUCGGCAGCGGCUCCGGCGCUUCCCCUGUGCAAAACACAGCUGGAUCCGGCGGCGGCAUGGUCGGCAACCUUCCACCAGGUGCACAGAACUCAUCCGACCUGGAGGCGAUCAUGAACAUGUUCUACAACUCAGACGCCGGUCUGGGUGGUCCGCAACCGUCGUUCACGCACAUCAAUCCCAACCAGGUCUUUGGCGGAGGUCCACCGGAGGCCAUGUCCGGCUCGCUCGGUAAUCUCACGGGAUCAGGCGAUGAGGGAUCUUCCACCUGGACCUACAGUCCUUCCAGCAGUGGGCCUUCGAAUGCAGCUACGCCCCCUGGAUUGCAGCAGUCGCAAUACCAGUCGUCUCCGCUGGCGAAUGCUUACCGCCGCGAGCCUCAACUCGCCCCAGAGACGUCUGGAGCCGCAUCCUCGAGGUCGAAUGCUUCGCCCAGCAUGCAGGCCAUCCAGAAGGCUGCAGCGCUCAGCGAGGCGUCUCGCAGGAUGCCAAAUGGGUCGGGAGUUGCGUCCGGUGCAGCCAACGGCAUGCACUCACGAUCGGCGUCUGGAAGCGGGCCGGUCAACCUGAAAGAUCUCCCUUCAGCGAGCUCCAUGGCAACUGCGGAUCCACCCACCGUCUGUUCCAACUGUCACACGACCAAGACACCCUUGUGGCGACGUGAUCCGGAAGGCCAGCCGUUGUGCAAUGCCUGCGGUCUGUUCUUGAAGCUUCACGGCGUAGUUCGUCCGCUGUCGCUCAAAACAGACGUCAUCAAGAAGAGGAAUCGUGCAAGUGGAGCUCAGCGCGCUGACGCUAGGGGUCGUGCUUCGAUCAGCGGCAGUAGCGGUGGUCAUGCCAACAUCGCUCCUGCCGGUGGACACGGUGGUCCUGGCGGUAAUGUCGGCAAGAACGGCGCGACUCCGGGACCGCAGCAAGGUGGUCCAAACUCGUCUGCAUCAGGCGGACGAAGCAGGGCCAACACGAAUGGGUCGGUAGCUGGGAUCAGGACGGGCAACGUCCCCAUCGCACCAGCUCCCACUCCACCGGUCUCUUCGCCCGGCAGUACUGGGCUGUCAAAUGUCAAGGUCGAGAUGAAGCGCCAGCGAAAGUGA